Exophiala aquamarina CBS 119918 is the source of this 759-nucleotide messenger RNA. RefSeq lists its product as uncharacterized. Gene Ontology annotation, cellular component: cytoplasm. The record is from RefSeq and is a predicted model, not a curated record. NCBI's taxonomy places the organism in Eukaryota, Fungi, Ascomycota, Eurotiomycetes, Chaetothyriales, Herpotrichiellaceae. Bases 1 to 759 code for a protein of 252 amino acids. Gene Ontology annotation, biological process: protein depalmitoylation. The transcript has a single exon. Gene Ontology annotation, molecular function: carboxylic ester hydrolase activity; palmitoyl-(protein) hydrolase activity.
AUGUCGCCGCCGCUACCAACGCCAGCCGACUUCCCUACCAGUCUAUCACCCAUCAUUCACCUCCCACAAAAAGCACAGCCCACCAAUGCCAUCAUCUUCCUCCCAGGCCUGGGAGACAAUGCAAAGAACUUCUCAUCAUUUGCCCAGGCCUUGAAUUUACCGGAUGCAUUGACCAUCACACUGAAUCCGCCGUUCCCUCUCCCAAUGCCACUGGGCCUUCCAGGAGCGCAGUGGUCAGAAGAUCUGCAUGUCGACGCCAGCACCGGAGACCUUGACCUGGAUGCCAGCCCGCUGACCAUCGCCGUCAACUUGGUCGCCGACGACGUCAUCGCGAAGACCUUGGUCGACAAGUUCAAGUAUCGCCCUGACCAGAUCCACCUCUUUGGCUUCGGCCAGGGCGGCAGCGUCGCUGUCGCGGUGCCUCUGCAUCCCUCGCUGGCGGCCGUCGCUUCGUCACUAGGCGGUGUCAUUUCCAUUGGUUGUGGAUUACCUCUGUCUCUCGCCACUGCGGGGAGAGGGAGAGCCAGAACGCCUCUGCUUCUUCUUUCAGGGUCCAAGUCGGCGCUGGCGGCGGUGGGAUCCAGCCCGCUCAAGCGCGUCAACGAUGCCUACGAGUUCGUCGAGUAUCACCGCUGGAAGAAAGCCGAGGACUCAGUGCCCAAGAACCGUGAUGAGGUCCUGCCCAUGAUGCAAUUUUGGGCCCGGAGGCUGAGAAGUCGCCGUGGUGUACCAGACGAUGCCGUUGAGCUUCCUGGUUGA